Molecule: messenger RNA, 1040 nt
Organism: Manis pentadactyla (Chinese pangolin)
Lineage: Eukaryota; Metazoa; Chordata; Mammalia; Pholidota; Manidae
Product: eukaryotic peptide chain release factor GTP-binding subunit ERF3A-like
Exons: 7
Coding region: 129-644 (171 amino acids)
Source: RefSeq, a predicted model, not a curated record
CUUGACCAUCCUAACUGUGUCAUCACUUACUCAGUUUACUUUUACUGAGGGAUUUUCAGCAAGGGCUGUCUGAGGAAGGGCAAGGUGGCAUUUGUGUAACUUGGAGAAGCCCAUUCUAAUAUGUCAGAAUGUUAGCACCUGUGGAACCUUCUGAAGAGGAACAAUUGUUGUGUGUAGGUUCAAAUUCAGCUGUUAGCAUGGAACUUUCAGAAACUGUUGUAGAAAAUGGGGAGACAGAAAUGUCCCCAGAAGAAUCACGGGAGCACAAAGAAGAAAUCAGUGAAGCAGAGCCAGUGGGUGGCUCCUUGGGAGGUGGAAGGCCCCCAGAGGAAGGUGCCCAGGAGAUGAUGGAGGAGGAAGAGGAGAUACCAAAACCCAAAUCUGUGGUUGCACCACCAGGUGCUCCUAAGAAGGAACAUGUAAAUGUUGUAUUCAUUGGGCAUGUAGAUGCUGGCAAGUCAACCAUUGGAGGACAAAUAAUGGUGCUGUCUCUCUCUGAAGUUGCCUGCACUUUUUCUCAUACACCUCCUAGAGCAGAGACCGUGUCGGCACUUAAAACAGCACCUGGCACUGUAGACCGAGCUGGGGCAGUGUUUGACAAGGUCCAGGCACGAGGAGGAAUCCUGAAAACAGAAACCUCAUAGCUGGCCCCUGCUAAUUCCCGCACUUAUUUUUGCAGUUAUGAUGGUGAUUGGGCUCAUAUAUGGGAAAUCUUAUGUACUUAAGAUUAUUCAUCUUUAGUAAACAACAUAAGCCACAAUAUUGAUCAAAGCAGCAAUUCCGGAAAUGAAAGCAGUGUUAUGGGACCAACUGUUCCAGGCAUACUGCCACAAAUAAGUGAGGUGGAACAACCCAGGCCUCUCUUAAACCUAGAUGCAGUUUGUCCUCCCCUUUGUAACAAUUCAAACAUGACUAACUGGGAUUUCUUUAGAAUAUUGGCAGACAAGGAGUUAUUGGAACCUAGGCCAUGGAAAAACCCAUUCUUCCAAGAAACAUAUAUGAAACAGCAAAGUAAUAAAGAUUAAUAGUCCCCACUGCCC